UGAGUACCCAUAAGAAGACGUCUGUCUAUAGAUUUACAACAAAAACAUAAACAACUAUCUUCAAAACAAAACAUUUUCAUCGACGAUUAGUGAGAAAACUCAAUUUUCUGUAAUUGUAAUCAUUCUUUGACUGGUAAAAUAUAGUGCGUUUUAAACGAUGGGAAACCAACUGGUAGGAGUUGCUCCUUCGCAGAUUUUCCCGGUGGAACAUUAUCUAACUGGUGCUUUUGAGUCCGAGUUGCAGUAUGAAUCCAGCAUGGGAAGCACUCGCUUUCUCAAAGUUGCACGUGCUAAAUCCGAUGAAGGAUUGGUAGUGGUGAAGGUAUUUGUAAAACAUGACCCAUCCCUUCCGCUGGAGCAACACGUCGAUAAGAUUGAGUACAUUAAGAAGAAUCUUGCAAAUGCAGUGAAUUGUUUGCCUUUUCAACGUGUGCUGACCACCGAACGUGCAAGCCUGAUCAUUCGUGAGUACGUAAAGCACAGUUUAUACGACCGCGUAUCAACUCGUCCCUUCCUCACACUGAUUGAAAAGAAGUGGAUCACAUUUCAAAUCUUGUGUGCGAUGCACCAAUGUCACAAACAAAAAAUUUGCCACGGAGAUAUCAAGCUGGAAAACAUAAUGAUCACUUCAUGGAAUUGGAUUCUGUUAUCCGAUUUCGCGUCCUUCAAACCGACAUUUCUACCAGAGGACAACCCGGCAGAUUAUAGUUUCUUUUUUGACACUAGCCGCCGGAGAACGUGCUACAUAGCGCCGGAACGGUUUGUCAAGUCUGCCAGUGGCGAAACCUUGCCGCAGAAACCAGAUGUAUCACUGGUGGGAGAUGAUCCUUGUUACACGGGAAAUUUACAAUCCGAGAUGGAUAUUUUUUCGGCUGGCUGCGCGUUGCUUGAGCUUUGGACGGAAGGAACGGCUCCGUUUGAGUUUUCUCAACUUUUGGCCUAUCGGCGAGGAGAAGUUGAGCUGGUUAACAAACACCUGGAGUGUAUCGAAAACGACCGCUUGAAGAGUUUACUGCAAUCGAUGCUAAGUUUGGAUCCGAAAAAUCGAAAAUCAGCAGAGCUCUAUCUAGACCAGGAGAGAGGCAAACUCUUUCCAGAGUAUUUUUAUUUAUUUCUACAGUCGUAUUUACAGAUGUUCUCAACCAUUCCAAUCGUCCCUCCUGAUGAAAAGAUUGCGCGGUUACACACCGACGUUGAUAAAAUAAUUGAAUAUGUAACAGGUAAAGGAGGUAGUCAGCUGCCACAGAAAGAGUUAGAAGAGGUCGAUCCAGAACUGAAUGAUAUCGAGAAAUCCAAACAACAAUCUGAAGAUGAUGGUAUAAUUCUGAUUACCGCCGUGGUGUCUUCUUGUAUACGAGGUCUCAAGUUUUGCAGUUCUAAACUUGCAUCACUGGACAUACUUCGAAAACUCGCCGAGAACACCACAUCCGAAACUAUCCUUGACCGUAUUCUCCCAUACAUCCUACAUCUCGCGCAAGAUUCUACCCCGCGAGUUCGGGUUUGCGCUUUAGAUUCACUUACCCUCUGUCUCAGCUUGGUUAGAAACCUUUCCCGAAGUGACGCAAAUGUAUUUCCCGAUUACAUACUCCCCGCAAUAGCCCCUCUCGCUACUGAUUGCUCCACAAUGGUUCGUGUGGCCUACGCCAGAAAUAUCGCCACCCUAGCCGAAACUGCUGUGGGCUUUCUAGAACAAUCCCAAUACAGUUGUAGCUCCGAAAAUCAUGCUCCCCCACACUACGAAACGGAGCUCAGUGCUCUACACGAAAUGCUUCAUCAAUCUGUCUUAUCCCUUCUCACGGAUUCCCAACCGAUUGUAAAACAGAUGCUAAUGGAAUCCGGAAUUACUAAGCUGUGUGUGUUCUUCGGUCGUCAGAAAGCAAACGAUGUUAUUCUAUCCCACAUGAUCACAUUCUUGAAUGAUAAGGAAGACAAAAGCUUGCGUGGAUCUUUCUUCGAUUGCAUCGUCGGUGUUGCCGCCUUCGUUGGUUGGCACUGCUCUCCUAUGUUGAUACCCCUGCUACAGCAAGGUUUAACCGACCCGGAAGAGUUCGUGAUUGCCAAAGCGAUUAGGGCAACUACUUCACUGAUUGAGCUGGGAUUGAUUCAAAAGUUAGGGAUUAUUGAGUUCAUCGCUGAGUGCGCCUGCUACUUGAAUCAUCCCAAUUUGUGGAUCCGACAUGAGAUAUGUGGACUGAUAUCGACAUCUGCAAGGGUUUUGAGUGCUCUCGAUGUCCAAUGCAAGAUCAUGCCGUCGAUUGCUAAUCACCUAAAGACACCCUUGAUUCAGGUUGAAAAGCCGGAAUUGCUGAUGGAUAGUUUGCUGCCACCGAUUCCUAGAAAUAUAUACGACGCCAUGAUCAAGUGCAACGACAUCAAUCAGUUGAUCGAAGUCCUACGAGAGCGGAAAGUGGCUCGAAGCAAGUGCGGCGAAGGUUGUAUUCCACAGUACGGAGAGUUGACAACGCAGAUGAAAAAUCUCUUCCGACGACUUAGCACCGAAGGCCUGACGGACCUUAUCGAAGCUCAACUGCUGGCAAUGAGCGCCCACUUGAUAAAACUUCACCGCUACAAACUAGCGGAAACUCGUUUCUCGCAUAACAACGGUCGUAUUCAGCUAAACUCUACGCUCCUCCGUGUUGUUACUCUAGGGGAUCGUGGCAGCAGAGGUGAUCCUGUUUCCAAAAGCAAACAACGUAAAAGUGAAUCAGACAACCCCCAGGAAUGGCAGCACAUGUUUACCGCUGUGGACUCACACUCCCCAUCCCCUACAUCACCAUCAAAUGACUCGGUGACGUCUGUUCUAACCGCUACUAAUCUGGCUCCACCGACACAUUCGACUCCUUCUUCUAGCCUGGUAGAGUACAGCAUGCCCGAGCGCACCGCUAUGCAGGAGCGUUCCGCAGAAUGUAGAGUGGAAUUUGAAAAACUAGUUACAAAACUAAAGACUAGAUACGCUACCUAUGCGUUGAACAGGGAACUACGCGAUCCGACCAUAAAUGCAUCACCUCUUGCAUCGGGCUGGAAAAUGAACGGAACACUAGUAGCUCACUUGCAUGAACAUAAAGCAGCGGUUAGUAGAAUGACCACGCUAAAACCGUACGGAUCGCUGUUCGCCAGUGCUUCAAUAGACGGCACAGUACGGCUGUGGGACUGUAACAAACUAGAUGGUCAACAAUCGAUUAAUCGCUCUCGGCAGUCCUAUCAUGCAAAUACUCCAUUGCACGCCAUCGCCGCUUGCGAUGCAGGUCAAUCACUGGCCAUCGCUGGUAAAGAUGGUGCACUCUUGCUGUUGAAGAUUGAUACAAAUUCUAGUAAAAUGGCACUACAACAAGCUCGCCAUCUUGAUUCGAACACACGGGUAGAUAGGUCGAGUGAAGAGCCACACGGCGAUGGACCAGUAGUAGAAAUGCAAUCAUUGGACCAAGGAGCUCAGAGUGUGAUCGUUUAUGCCACACUCUACGGGGCCUUGGUUGGGUGGGAUAUCAGAAUGCCAGGUCAUGCAUGGCGCCUAGAAAGUGACCUACGGAAAGGAGUAAUCACAACAUUUUGUGUAGAUCCAACCAGUUCAUGGCUCACUGUCGGAACCAGCAGUGGUCGCCACAUAUGUUGGGAUCUACGAUUCUUGCUUCCAAUUGCUGAAAUCAAACAUCCGCACGACUCCAGAAUACGUCGAGUUUCUCACCAUCCAACUGAACCAUCAUGGCUAGUAUCAGCUUCCCAAGGUAAUAACGAAGUUUACGUGUGGAACAUAGAAACUGGUCAUCGUCAACAAGCAUUCUGGGCAAGCCCCAGUCCUCCACUUUCAAAUGCCAAUGUUUCGCCACACUCAGUUUGUUCACUUCUUCCGGGAGUUGUAGAUGGUAAUGGCUUCUUAUUAACCGGUGGAACUGACCAACGUAUCCGAUACUGGGACACAGUAAACGUAGAUAACUGCUCCUUGGUAGUACCAGCACCACGAGAUUACUUGGCAACGUCCAACAUUUCCUACGAAUCACGUCUCAUCGACGGCACCAGGGUUACAUCCGAAAUUCAUCCCAACAGCAGUGUCGUAGGGCCUGAUCGCAGCAACCGAGCUGGCUCGGAAGAUGUGCCCCGAUCGGGACCGGAAAUGCCUGCUCCAGGGCAUCACGAUGUCAUUAGCGAUUUGCUGAUGUGUCGAACGCCGAGGCAAUCUUUUGUGAUAUCUAGCAGCCGGGAUGGGGUCAUCAAGUUGUGGAAAUGAGCACUAUCGUAGCUAUAGGAGAUUAUCGGCUGACUUAAUAAAUAUAAUGAAUUUAUAUUAUAUUAUUUAGAAGUUUACAUUAAUCUUCUUCAUCUAUUUUUUGGUAAUAAGUGAAUAUUCAUGCUUUCAA
This is a messenger RNA of Topomyia yanbarensis, 4352 nucleotides long. It is a transcript of the gene Vps15, whose product is annotated as phosphoinositide 3-kinase regulatory subunit 4. Gene Ontology annotation, biological process: macroautophagy; autophagy of peroxisome; protein phosphorylation. The transcript has 6 exons. The record is from RefSeq and is a predicted model, not a curated record. Bases 158 to 4222 code for a protein of 1354 amino acids. Gene Ontology annotation, cellular component: late endosome; phosphatidylinositol 3-kinase complex, class III, type II; phosphatidylinositol 3-kinase complex, class III, type I. Gene Ontology annotation, molecular function: ATP binding; protein binding; protein serine/threonine kinase activity. Lineage: Eukaryota; Metazoa; Arthropoda; Insecta; Diptera; Culicidae.